This is a messenger RNA of Radiomyces spectabilis, 902 nucleotides long. RefSeq lists its product as uncharacterized. The record is from RefSeq and is a predicted model, not a curated record. The coding region runs from base 19 to 759 and encodes 246 amino acids. NCBI's taxonomy places the organism in Eukaryota, Fungi, Mucoromycota, Mucoromycetes, Mucorales, Radiomycetaceae. The transcript is spliced from 3 exons.
CUUCUCUUCCCGAUAUACAUGAACAUGCAUAAGCUGAAACUGUUUUACGGCACAUAUCGUGUGAUCUUCCUGAUCUUCUUAUGUUCAUGGCUCUGGACAACUGUGAAUGCUCAGGAAACGUCAGUGACAGAUAAACCAGCAGAACCUACAGAAACAUCCGGCGAAGACGAUCAGAAUGACUCAGAAACCGGCACUCCCGAGUCGGCCACCACCAGUACUACAGCAACAGAUGCCUCCACUUCCACAACUACCACAGAACCUACGACAACAACGACGAUUACAUCAACGACCACGACGACAACGACUAUCAUAAACACAACCGAGGAUGCAAAAUCUACUUCGACCUCCUCGAAGAUAGAAUCGUCUACCUUGCCCACGAAUCCUAGCAUAACAGAAUCCGAUGCUGCCCUUGUAACCAGUAUCCACAGUUCUCUCAGCAGUUAUUCCACGCAGAUGACUGGUUCAGCCACCGUUACCGCCGCGGUGAUACCUAGUUUACCUAAUGUCACACCAAGUGGGUCUGGCGAUCAUUCCAACAAUAACGGUGGUGUUAUUGCUGGAAGUGUUGUCGGCGGUGUGGUUGGACUCGCCAUUAUUUCUGCUGUCAUCUUCCUUUAUCGUAAACGAAAGCGAGAGCGUGAAAUCUGCGAUCUGGAAAUCUUUGAACCACAAAACGAUUCUUAUGAUGGGGACCAUGACUAUAACAGAGCGUGGAACCGUAGUCAGCCAAGCAUGGCGCAAACAUCCAACCAAUUUUAAAAGCCCUUCAUAGAUAGACAUUGGUUUUCUCUAUUUCUUAAAUCGGCACUGUAUUCUACUUAAUUCUACAUCCAAGGCAAAAAUAGCUUUUUAUGCUCAAGAUGUGAUACCCUAUCUUCUUACCGUUCCCGCAUUAAAUAUGC